ACUCUGCUGGACUCAAACCCGUUCACCCUAGUUCUUGUAUUGUUUAAAGCCAUUGAACUGGGCCCAGCUUUUGCCGCCCCUACCCGCUGACAAUUAUAGAACAGUGACAAUACGCUAUAUCACGAGCUUGAGCAUAUUUUGGGCCAUAAGAAGCCCGGCAAAAGGAUCUCUCCGUCUACUGUCUGUGUCUCUCUCACUCUCUCUAAUGGCGGAAGCUCCUCACGGACUUCGAAUUCUUCUCCACCAGCAUCAGAAGGAGCGAACGCCCGUUCACAUUUCAAGCCACGCUGAAAGAGAUCGAGUUCUUGAAAUAUUCCGAAGUGCUAUUUUGCAACCUGGACCACCUGCAAGCUUUGCUCUUCAAACAGUACAAGAUGCCAUAAAACCUCAGAGGCAAACUGUAUUAGUCCAAGAUGAGAAUCAGCUUUUGGAAAACGCACUCCGAACAUUACUUCAAGAAUUGGUGUCUUCUGCAGUUACCUCGGGGGAACGGAUAAUGCAGUAUGGCCAAUCUAUUGAUGAUAAGGAAAUGAUUCAGGGUCAAAUACCACGCCUUCUAGACAUUGUUCUGCAUCUUUGUGAGAGAGGCCAUGUUGAGGGUGGUACGAUAUUCCAACUGCUGGAAGAUUUGACUGAAAUUUCAACUAUGAGAGACUGCAAAGAAGUUUUUGCUUAUAUAGAGAGUCAGCAAGACAUACUGGGGAAGCAAGAAUUGUUUGGGCGAGGGAAGCUUGUGAUGUUGAGGACAUGCAAUCAGCUUCUUCGUCGCCUAUCAAAGGCGAAUGAUGUGGUAUUCUGUGGACGAAUUAUUAUGUUUCUGGCUCAUUUUUUCCCAUUGUCAGAACGUUCAGCUGUGAAUAUAAAGGGAGUUUUUAACACUUCGAAUGAGACAAAAUAUGAGAAGGAUGCUCCUGAUGGGAUUUCUGUUGAUUUCAACUUUUACAAGACGUUUUGGAGUUUACAGGAACAUUUCUGCAAUCCUGGUCCCACAACACUUGCCCCAACCAAAUGGCAGAAAUUUGCAUCAAACUUAAUGGUUGUGUUAGAUACCUUUGAAGCUCAGCCUUUAAGUGAUGAUGCUGGAAAUACAAACAACCUCGAGGAAGAAGCAGCAACGUUCAGCAUAAAAUAUCUUACAAGCAGUAAACUAAUGGGCUUAGAGUUGAAAGAUCCGAGUUUCCGACGCCAUAUUCUUGUCCAGUGCCUUAUAUUGUUCGAUUAUCUAAAGGCCCCAGGGAAGAAUGAUAAAGAUGGACCGUCCGAAAGCAUGGUCAGCGUUUAUUUUAUUAUAAGUUUUAUUGAUUUUCGUAUGAUUUUAUAUUGUACUCAUAUAUCAAUUCUCAAUGCUUGUGGUAAAUUCCAAUUUUGCUUGCUUUUUUUCUUUUUCAAAUGUUUGUAUUCUACCAUUAUCAUUCAAAUUUUUGGUGUCCUUUCACAUAACAAUGUUGUAGAAGUCAUUUCUUGCAUUAUUGUAUCUUUUUAUUUGCUUCCAAUUAGAUUUACGUCUGAACUGCAUACUGUUCUUCUCUGUAGGAGGCCACGGUGGAGACUGGGAAAUAAAGAACUCUCUCAGUUGUGGAAGUGGGCAGAUCAGAAUCCUAAUGCUUUGACUGAUUCGCAACGUGUCCGUACCCCUUCUGUAAUGGAGUAUUGGAAACCUAUGGCCGAAGAUAUGGAUAUAUCAGCUGGUAUAGAAGCAGAGUAUCACCAUAAAAACAACAGGGUCUAUUGCUGGAAAGGCCUCCGGUUUUCAGCUCGACAAGACUUGGAAGGAUUCUCCAGAUUUACUGAAUAUGGUAUUGAAGGGGUUGUGCCUCCAGAACUUCUACCAUCAGAAGUCUGCUCCAAAUAUCAUGCCAAGCCUAGUGAGAGGUCUAAACGUGCUAAGAAGGAAGAAGAAGCAAAAGGUGCUACUCAGCAAGUGGAAGAACAACAGAAUACUACUGCUGCGGAAAAUGAAAAUGGAGUAAAUGCUGAUCUGGAGGACUCAGUAGCACCAAUUGAGACCGAUGCCUCAGUCAAUAUCUCAGAGAGUGGGGCUCCAACACCUGAUGAGAAUCAGAAGCAGAGCCCUGAUACAGAGAUGGGUAAGGAGGCUGGACAGUCAGAAGUGGAAGGGGAAGUGGAAGUAGAGGCAGGUAUGAUAGAUGGUGAGACAGAUGCAGAGGGUGAACCAGAUCCAGCAAGCUAAAUAAUUGCAAGCUCUUCCCUUCAAGGGUGCUGAGAGAACUCAAAGUUGCCCAAAGAAUCAGGAAUCCAAUUCCCGCAAGCUCAAAUUUGAAGUAAUAUUGUGCACACCCCGUGUGUUCUCAGAGCAGUUAUGGCGAAUUGAUAGCAUUGAACAAGAUCUGCUCCAGCGUGCUAGCAUUGGCGCAACAUGUGUGUGCAGAAAUGAACUUUCUCCAUACUACCAUGAAGUGCAAUGGAACUUUCCAUUGAAAUUAUGCUUUAUGUUCGGCCUAGAAGCAAUGGUUCCAGCUGAGCACAGAAUUUAGAGAAUUGUAGGCAACGGAUGAGAUUUAUGGUGGCAGGAUUAAUAGUUCAUAGUUUCAAGCAAUUUGUCGUAUCUUUGUAAUAAUUCUGCUUUUCUGAUUUUUGUCACUGUCAAGUACUACUCCAUUUGGACUGAACAUGUUUAAUAUAGUGAAACUAGGUGUUAUUGUUAUUUA
Molecule: messenger RNA, 2669 nt
Organism: Macadamia integrifolia
Lineage: Eukaryota; Viridiplantae; Streptophyta; Magnoliopsida; Proteales; Proteaceae
Product: THO complex subunit 1
Exons: 19
Coding region: 206-2191 (661 amino acids)
Biological process (GO): regulation of DNA-templated transcription elongation; mRNA export from nucleus
Cellular component (GO): THO complex part of transcription export complex
Source: RefSeq, a predicted model, not a curated record